AUGUCCAACAACAACAGCAACGGAAAAGCCGUCGGUAUUGACCUUGGCACCACCUACUCUUGCGUCGGUGUAUGGCAAAAUGACCGGGUCGAGAUCAUUGCCAACGACCAAGGAAACCGAACCACUCCCUCCUACGUCGCCUUCACCGACUCUGAACGUCUUAUCGGUGAUGCCGCCAAGAACCAAGUUGCCAUGAACCCCCACCAUACCGUCUUUGAUGCCAAGCGUCUGAUAGGACGAAAAUUUGAGGAUGCCGAGGUCCAAUCCGACAUGGAGCACUGGCCAUUCAAGGUCGUCCCCAAGGGCGGCAAGCCAGUCAUCACUGUCGAAUACCGGGGCGAACAGAAGGAAUUCACCCCUGAAGAAAUCUCAUCCAUGGUUCUCCUGAAGAUGAAGGAAACCGCCGAGGCUUACCUGGGCACUACCGUCACAAAUGCUGUCGUCACUGUUCCUGCCUACUUCAACGACUCUCAGCGACAGGCAACUAAGGACGCUGGACUAAUCGCCGGCCUCAAUGUGCUUCGGAUCAUCAACGAGCCCACCGCCGCUGCUAUCGCCUAUGGGCUCGACAAGAAGACCACUGGGGAGCGAAACGUUCUGAUCUUCGAUCUCGGAGGUGGUACUUUCGAUGUCUCUCUGUUGACUAUCGAAGAGGGUAUCUUCGAAGUCAAGGCCACCGCUGGUGACACCCAUCUGGGUGGAGAAGACUUUGACAACCGUCUUGUCAACCACUUCGUCUCCGAAUUCAAGCGCAAAAACAAGAAAGACCUCUCAGGCAAUGCUCGUGCUGUUCGUCGUCUACGUACUGCUUGCGAGCGUGCCAAACGGACUCUAUCGUCUGCGGCCCAGACAUCCAUUGAGAUCGACUCUCUCUUCGAAGGUAUCGACUUCUACACCUCCUUGACCCGUGCUCGUUUCGAAGAGCUCUGCCAAGACCUUUUCCGAAAAACCAUGGAACCCGUCGAAAAGGUCCUUCGGGAUUCCAAGAUCGACAAGGCCAACGUCCACGAGAUUGUUCUCGUUGGUGGCUCCACCCGUAUCCCCCGUGUUAUCAAAUUGGUCUCCGACUUUUUCAACGGCAAAGAGCCCAAUAAGUCCAUCAACCCCGAUGAAGCUGUUGCUUACGGUGCGGCUGUCCAGGCUGCCAUCUUGUCUGGCGACACUUCCGAGAAGACACAAGAUCUUCUCCUUCUUGACGUCGCACCUCUCUCCAUGGGUAUCGAAACUGCCGGUGGUGUCUUCACCCCUCUCAUCAAGCGAAACACCACUGUUCCCACCAAGAAGGGCGAGAUCUUCUCGACCUACGCCGACAACCAGCCUGGUGUCUUGAUUCAAGUCUACGAAGGAGAACGUGCCCGGACAAAGGACAACAACUUGUUGGGCAAAUUCGAGCUCUCCGGCAUUCCCCCAGCCCCCCGUGGUGUACCCCAGAUCGAGGUCACAUUCGAUGUCGAUGCCAAUGGUAUCUUGAAUGUCUCCGCCGCCGACAAGACCACUGGAAAGUCUAACAAGAUCACUAUCACUAACGACAAGGGACGACUAUCCAAGGAAGACAUUGACCGAAUGGUCAACGAUGCCGAGAAGUACAAGGCCGAAGAUGAGGCCGUUGCUGCCCGGAUCACUUCCAAGAACGGACUGGAGUCCUACUCAUACAACCUCCGAAAUUCCAUCGAGGGUGACCUCAAGGACAAGCUGGACGCCGAUGACAAGGCCAAACUGGAGAAGGAAAUCAACGAGACCAUCAGCUGGCUCGAUGCUUCCCAGGAAGCCUCCAAGGAAGAGUACGACGAGCGACAAAAAGCCCUGGAAGCUGUUGCCAACCCCAUCAUGAUGAAGGUGUACGGCGCUGCUGGUGGUGGCAUGCCAGGAGGUGGCAUGCCCGGUGGACCUGGCGGUUUCCCUGGUGCAGGCGCACCCGGACCUGGAGCCGACGAACCCUCUGUUGAAGAGGUCGACUAA
Puccinia triticina is the source of this 1959-nucleotide messenger RNA. RefSeq lists its product as uncharacterized. Gene Ontology annotation, cellular component: cytoplasm; plasma membrane; nucleus. Gene Ontology annotation, molecular function: ATP-dependent protein folding chaperone; ATP binding; heat shock protein binding. Gene Ontology annotation, biological process: protein refolding; cellular response to unfolded protein; vesicle-mediated transport. Lineage: Eukaryota; Fungi; Basidiomycota; Pucciniomycetes; Pucciniales; Pucciniaceae. The coding region runs from base 1 to 1959 and encodes 652 amino acids. The record is from RefSeq and is a predicted model, not a curated record. The transcript has 8 exons.